Molecule: messenger RNA, 1313 nt
Organism: Frieseomelitta varia
Lineage: Eukaryota; Metazoa; Arthropoda; Insecta; Hymenoptera; Apidae
Gene: Atg8a
Product: gamma-aminobutyric acid receptor-associated protein
Exons: 3
Coding region: 338-691 (117 amino acids)
Biological process (GO): autophagy of mitochondrion; macroautophagy; autophagosome assembly
Cellular component (GO): cytosol; autophagosome; autophagosome membrane
Molecular function (GO): GABA receptor binding; ubiquitin protein ligase binding
Source: RefSeq, a predicted model, not a curated record
UCGCAACAGCACGUCGGAGUCUACUCAAGGCGUAUAAACAAAUCGUUAGGAGAUACCGUCCGGUCCGCAAAUACAUUUUUCGUUGAAUUUCACAGAGAAAACCGAGGGACUAUUUCGCGUCCGCGUAGAAUACGAGAGGAAACUGCUAUAGCAAUGCGCAGACGAAUCGACGCACGGUGAUUGUUGUGACAGAAGUAGAGAAGAGUAUCAUCGCAUCGUCGUAUUUCCAGUGCGGAAUCAUCGUAUGAAUCGGUAAGGGAACGAAGAAUUCAGAAACUUUUCGAGGAAGAAACAGUUCCAUUAAAUUGCACGAACCUCGUGCAAGUGUACGUGAACGAUGAAGUUUCACUACAAGGAGAAACAUUCUUUUGAAAGGAGGAAGGUCGAGGGUGAAAAGAUAAGACGAAAAUAUCCCGAAAGGGUUCCUGUCAUUGUUGAGAAAGCUCCAAAAGCUAAAAUUAGUGAUUUGGAUAAACAAAAAUACUUAGUACCAUCUGAUUUAACUGUGGGACAGUUUUACUUUUUAAUUCGCAAACGAAUUCACUUACGUCCGGAGGAUGCUCUCUUUUUCUUUGUAAACAACAUUAUUCCUCCAACAAGCGCUACCAUGGGUUCUCUUUAUGCGGAACAUCAUGAAGAAGAUUUCUUCCUCUAUAUAGCAUACAGCGAUGAGAAUGUGUAUGGACACUAAUUCACAAAAAUAAAGACAACAUCCGAAGAGAAAGCAGACAAAAAUUUGCCAUCUACAAUAAACGUAGUCCUUUUAGAAGCUUUUGAAAGUGUCAACAAAAUUAUGUCCUUCAAUUGUUUCGAGUGAAAUUUUAAAUUCUAGCACUAUGUAAUUUAAGUUUGCUUCCUUAAGAUAAAUUACACAUUCGUCUACCAAUUAUAUGAACAUUGUAUGUAUAUCUUUUCUUUUUUUUUUUUUUGUUCCAUCACUCACUGAUUAUCAAAAAAACUGAAGAUCAGAAUGUAAGGAUGAGAGCUGUGUUAUAUGAUUUUCUUAUCUAGGCUAAUAUAUAAAAAAUUGAAGUCAUUUAAAAAAAAGAAUUGAUAAUUAUUAUGAAAAUAUAAUGAUUAUUUGAAACUAAUAUUUAGAAUGAUCUUAUGAUAAAUUUAUAAUUCUGCAUAGAUAUUUUAUGUAAUUUUAUUUUAAUGAUAAUUCACUUUUAUCUAGACUAGUAUUAUUCUAUUCAUAUGAUUCACUAUAAUUUGACCAUUUAAAAAAUGGGAAGAACUUGUUGAAUAUGUGGUGAAGUGAAAUUUGUUGUAACGGCUGGAUGUGGGUCAAUAAAAAAAAUUAUAAAAGUAAA